CAUUGUUGUUGUUGGUCAAUAAUCUCGUUCGGCGGAUGCCGUCUGUGGAUAAUUUGUCCUUAAAAAUUGUCCUAUUUGCCCUCAAAUUUAGUUAAAAAAUCAUAGAGGUUAACACCAUGGACGAAAACUUGGAGGUGGACGAAGUACCAGAAAUGGCAAACACUGAAGACAAUGACGACAAAGAAUUUGAUCCGCCGAUUGAGAUGAUGAUCCACGACUAUGACGACGAGCGCACCCUGGACGAUGAAGAAGCUCUGGAAGAGGAGGCCGAGGAGGUUCUGGACGAGCUGUCCGAACUGCAGAAAGACAAUGAAAUUCCUCUGGCAGAGCUGUUUGCCAUGCAUGGCUACGGAGAAGUGCAUCCAAUUAAUGUGGAGAACGACAUCGAGGCCAUCAUCGAAGACGACUGCAGCAGCGUUGUCGAAGAAACCAUCAGCAUCAAGACCACCAGUAUCAAAACCAGCAUCACCAGUACUCAUGUUUUGCAGAUGUACGUAGAGGACGAGGAGGACCUUUACACCUCCCUCGAAUUCAGCAACUCAGGCAUGUACAAGACGACCAGGGUGGGCGAGGAAUAUCAGGCUCAGGUUCCAGAAAUUGCCUGCAGCAUGGACACAGUUGAUCCUAAUUACGGAGCUCCUGACACUCUACUCUGGGACCCAAGCCACCUUUCGGAAAACCAGGUCGAAGCUUUCAAUAAAGCAACUGAAAAACUCCUGCAAGAGACUGGAGAGAACUGGGUGAAAGACAACGAUGAAUUCCUUUACUCGCUGAUGCAGAGCAACUUUAACAUAGAAGAGGCUCUUCGACGGCACUCCUUCAACACCAUUCAACCUGUGGACACCAUGUCUCUGUGGACGGAGCAGGAGGUGGACAGGUUCGAGAACGGACUGUGCACGUACGGCAAGGAUUUCUUUAAAAUCCACCAGAACAAGUUGCCAUCAAAGUCAGUGAUGGACAUUAUCAAAUUUUAUUACCUGUACAAAAAGACUCCCAGGCACGAAACGCUUGUGACGAGAACGGAUGUUAAAAUAGGCAAAAAGACGAGACCAUUCAAGAUUAGUUCAAAUAGGAACCUUGAAUUUUUAGAAAACCUUUUAGGUGACGGUUCAGGGAAAUCUAUGGCAGCUGAAGCGUGAAUAUUUUUAACAAAUAUGCUAUUUUGAUCUCAUGAGAAGAUUAAAUUUUGAACUGUAUUUAAUUUUAACGAAUAUUUUAGGGUUUCUUGCCUGGUUUUCUUUUUAGUAGCUUCAGACAGAUUCUUGUUAAACUUAGCUUCGAUUUUUGUUUUAGAUAUUGUUGAACCCCCUGGAAUUGCUUUAAAUUGUAAUUUAUUGCAAAGUGACUUGCAUGUUCUAGCUGUUGGACAUAAGUUUAAUCCCAAGUACUUAAUGAAGAAGAAAAAGGCACUCUGGUAAUGUCUCAUAUCAGCUACAGCAAUUAAGUGCUAACAGAAAUCCACGAUUUGUCCUCGGAGUUCCAAAUCAUUGAUUAGGUUCCUACCUUAUUCUAUAAUUGGCUCAAAACAUAGUGAUACAACACUUUCGCCCAAAUCUACGAAACGAACCUAGUGUGCCAUACGACAUACACUUUGCUUCUUCAAUACUCAUCAUCAAUACAUUAACUUAUUCACAAAAUAAACUUUAGAUUUUAAUAAAU
Neocloeon triangulifer is the source of this 1659-nucleotide messenger RNA. Its product is annotated as mesoderm induction early response protein 1-like. The record is from RefSeq and is a predicted model, not a curated record. Gene Ontology annotation, biological process: negative regulation of transcription by RNA polymerase II. NCBI's taxonomy places the organism in Eukaryota, Metazoa, Arthropoda, Insecta, Ephemeroptera, Baetidae. Gene Ontology annotation, cellular component: nucleoplasm. Gene Ontology annotation, molecular function: histone deacetylase binding; transcription corepressor activity. The transcript has 3 exons. The coding region runs from base 117 to 1139 and encodes 340 amino acids.